GACGUAGGUCACGCGUGCAGCCUCGGUAGGGCUCGGAGUACGGACUCGACUCUGCCGUCACUCUACGCGUCGUGCAUAAAGCUUGCAUACGCCCCGCUCGCUAACCCAGUCCACGAUGCUCGCCAGAUUCACCGCCAUCUCCGCCCGCCGCGUGCCGCGCGUUGCGCCCGCCGGCGUGCGGUUCUACUCGCCAGAGGACAAGCUCACUAAUAAGGAGAGGGGAGAGGAAAACAUUUAUGUUCGCCAACAAGAGAAGGAGCAGCUGAAGAAGCUCAAGGCCGCCAUUGAAGCGAAGAAGAAGGAGCUCGCCGACCUGGAGAAGCAACAUGCUGAGGUCGAGAAGAACUCGAAGUAAGCAGAGGAUGGGCGAGUUGGCGAUGCUGGAGUUGGACUUUUUAUGAACUCUCGCUCGACUUGUACAACAGAGACGGGAAAUCGCAUCAAUAUAUCGCUAGUUGUGCAUUCGCUAGUUGUGCAUGAAUACACAUUGCAAUUGUGUGAGCUCGCAUGGAGUCCAAAGCCGUUGAAUGUGACGUCACUCUGCAUGCUGAGUUAUGGGCUCGACAAACUGCCUUCUUUUAAUCCAAGUCUAUGAGAGCAUAACGGUCUCAUUUGUUCCAUCUGCUGACCGACGUCUUGCUCGAGCCGUGGGACAUUUCAGGG
Laetiporus sulphureus 93-53 is the source of this 663-nucleotide messenger RNA. RefSeq lists its product as uncharacterized. Gene Ontology annotation, cellular component: mitochondrion. Gene Ontology annotation, biological process: negative regulation of ATP-dependent activity. The transcript is spliced from 6 exons. Lineage: Eukaryota; Fungi; Basidiomycota; Agaricomycetes; Polyporales; Laetiporaceae. The record is from RefSeq and is a predicted model, not a curated record. Gene Ontology annotation, molecular function: ATPase inhibitor activity. Bases 116 to 355 code for a protein of 79 amino acids.